AUGGUCUCCUUGAAAUACAUUCUCCUUGCGACGGCGGCGGCCGCUUCUGUGCUCGCUCGCCCCUUCGACUUCCUCGACGAGCAAACCGAUGGGAACUCAACCGAGCUUCUUGAGAAGCGCCAGGUCACGCCCAACUCCGAGGGCACCCAUAACGGCUACUUCUACUCCUGGUGGUCCGAUGGAGGCGGCCGGGUCACGUACACCAUGGGCGCGGGUAGCCGGUACCAGGUGAGCUGGACCAACGUCGGCAACUUUGUCGGCGGCAAGGGAUGGAACCCAGGCACUGGCCGAACCAUCAACUACGGCGGUUCCUUCAACCCCAGCGGAAACGGCUACCUGGCCGUGUAUGGCUGGACCCGCAACCCGCUCGUCGAGUACUACGUGGUCGAAUCGUACGGAACAUACAACCCCGGCAGCGGAGGCCAGUUCAAGGGCACCGUCACGUCGGACGGCGGGACCUACAACAUCUACGUCUCGACCCGAACCAACCAGCCGUCGAUCGACGGCAUAAGGACCUUUCAGCAGUAUUGGUCGGUGCGCACCUCGAAGCGUGUCGGAGGCUCCGUCAACAUGCAGAACCACUUCAACGCCUGGGCCAGGUACGGGUUGAACCUGGGCCAGCAUUACUACCAGAUCGUGGCCACCGAGGGUUACCAGAGCAGCGGCUCUUCUGACAUUUACGUUCAAACCCAGUAG
This is a messenger RNA of Colletotrichum higginsianum IMI 349063, 696 nucleotides long. Its product is annotated as Endo-1,4-beta-xylanase. NCBI's taxonomy places the organism in Eukaryota, Fungi, Ascomycota, Sordariomycetes, Glomerellales, Glomerellaceae. The transcript has 2 exons. The coding region runs from base 1 to 696 and encodes 231 amino acids. Gene Ontology annotation, biological process: xylan catabolic process. The record is from RefSeq and is a predicted model, not a curated record. Gene Ontology annotation, molecular function: hydrolase activity, hydrolyzing O-glycosyl compounds.